UAAAAGCCCCGCGUUUGGCCUGUCAUCAUCAGCAGUUGCAAUCAAUUCAGCAAUCACAGCAAACCCCCAAAAACCCAUCCAAAGAUGUUCAAAUUCGUCGCCUUCUUUGCCUGCCUGGCUGUGGCCGCCGCUGCUCCCGGCCUGAUUGCCGAGACCCACUCGAUUGUUCAGCCGGCGAUUCUUGCCAAGACCGCCUACGUGGACACCAGCGCCUCCUCGGCCAUCACACACCAGAGCAACGUGAACCUGGUACGCAAGGUGCCAGUGGUCUACUCCGCCCCGGUGGUUCAUGCUGCCCCGGUGGUUCAUGCUGCCCCGGUGGUUCAUGCCGCCCCAGUGGUUCAUGCCGCUCCCCUGGUCAAGACUGUGAUCCCUGUCGCUCCCGUCAUUAAGACUGUGGUGCCCGCAGCUCCUCUGGUCCACACUGUCGUCCCUGCCGCUCCUCUGGUCAAGACAGUCAUCCCAGCUGCUCCCAUCAUCAAGACCGUGAUCCCAGCUGCCCCUCAGGUCCACACUGUCCACAGCGCUCCAGUGGUGUACUCUGUCUACCACAAGUAAAUGGAUUGAAAGCGAGCUCACAUGGUUACGAUAAGUUUGUUUAACGAGAAAAUAAAAAAAAAAUGCAAAUUCAAUUUAACUAUGAUUUUUUUAGAUAGUUAUAAAAUAUUAUAGCUUUAAAAAUUCCGUAACCUAAUUGCUCCCACUUACAGGCCUUGAUUUAAAAGAAGAGAAGACGAUAUAGUCGAUUUGCUCAA
Messenger RNA from Drosophila yakuba, 755 nucleotides. Its product is annotated as A-kinase anchor protein 14. The record is from RefSeq and is a predicted model, not a curated record. NCBI's taxonomy places the organism in Eukaryota, Metazoa, Arthropoda, Insecta, Diptera, Drosophilidae. The transcript has 2 exons. Bases 85 to 558 code for a protein of 157 amino acids.